GUUCACAUUUUUACGACACAGUACGGGCAUUAACUUACCAAAACACAGAUGUCUUUUUAAUCUGUUUCCACCUGGGCGAUUGGUAUUCACUACACAAUGCUCUCAAUAAAUGGUAUCCCGAAGUUCGCAAAUACAGCUUACCCGACACACCUAUUGUACUGGUUGGUUGUCAGAAUGACCAGCGCUAUGUGGAGAACCUUUAUGCGUCUUUUCAUUUGGUACAAAAUUCAGUUACUGGUGCCAUUAGUCCGCUUACUUCAGCGGUGAAUGAAGUCAAACAAAGGGUUGUCUACACGGAAGAGGCACUAGAAGUGUGUCGCCAGAUGGGCGCCGUCACCUACGUGGAAACAUGCGCCUACAACUCCUCCACAGUUAGGGAAGCAUUCGAGAUCUCUUCCUUUUCCUCAUUAGAAAUGUGCUUCAGAAUGUUGUCAACUGAGACAUUCUUUCUCCUACUGCUGCUAGCAUUCUCUACUACAGUUCAUGCUACUGAAGAACUUUUUAGUGCCAUCGUUCACCUGGAGCGACUGCUACAAACAGAGCAGAGUAUUGUUGCCAAUCUGAAUAGUUAUCUUGACUAUGAGGAGAAGCGUAUUGCCAGCUUACGUCAAUUGGCACAUCAUUAUAACGAAUUGAAUUCGGUAGCAUCAAAAGAUGUACAAUCGUAUCUCUCUAAUCCAGUGAAUGCCUACUUGCUUGUCAAGCGGUUGACUACCGAUUGGAAGCUGGUCGAGUAUCUGACAUUCAAUGCGGACCGCAGGGAUUUAAUCGAGUUUCUUCAGCAAAAUGAAACAUUUCCGUCAUCAGAUGAUCUGACAGGGGCGGCGGAAGCUUUGCUUCGUCUUCAGGACACUUACAAGCUGGACACUUCUCUACUGGCGGAUGGCGUUAUUCCCAUUCGCGAUGUUCGCGGUAUGAAACCGGCAGACUACCUGAAACCAGGCUUCACUAGCAUGUCUCUCACUGCCAAUGACUGCUUUGAACUUGGUCGCCAGGCAUACUCCAACGAAGACUACCAUCACACUAAACUGUGGAUGCGAGAAGCUCUUAGUCGCCUGGAAAAUGAGGAGUCUGAUAGCUCGACUCAGGAUAAGAUGCGCAUUAAUAUUCUUGAGCACCUCGCCUUUUCUACUUACAAACUGGGCUACGUAUCCGAUGCGUACACCUACACAAUGCAACUGCUGGAACUGGAUCCUGAUCAUGAACGAGCUCGCGGCAAUAUUCAAUACUUUGAUAAAGAGCUGAACAUUAAGAAUCAAAUUAGACGUGUUCGAAAAGGUGACGAUGGUGAUGAUGCCGUGUCUGUGGAAAACUCUAUUGCUGAAUCGAGUUGGCCGAUUGAGGAAACUGAACGCCAAACUUACGAAGCACUGUGUCGUGGUGAAAGCCGAUUAAGCGAACGCACACGCUCUCAGCUGGUGUGCUUUCAUUUGGACACUUCUAAAUCAAUUGAUCCAUACUUGAGACUGACUAACAUCAAAGUGGAAGAAGCGUACAAGCAGCCUCAAAUAGUGAUCUUUCACGAUUUCAUGUCUGAUGCUGAGGCAGAAGUCAUCAAAGCUCUAGCAGCCCCCAAAUUGAAGAGAGCUACUGUGCAGAACUACUUUACUGGGAACCUGGAGACUGCCAAGUAUCGAAUUUCAAAAAGUGCAUGGCUCACUGAUCGAGAUCACCAUGUUGUAGCCCGUAUUUCUCGACGAGUUCAGGCGAUCACUGAUCUCGAUUUGAGCACAGCUGAAGAGCUGCAAGUGGUCAACUACGGUAUUGCUGGACAAUACGAACCACACUACGACUUUGCUCGAAGAGAAGAGAAAAAUGCUUUCAAAUCAUUAGGCACAGGUAAUCGAAUAGCUACAUGGCUUAAUUACAUGAGUGAUGUCGAAGCUGGCGGAGCAACAGUUUUUACUCAACUUGGCGUUACCGUUUGGCCAAAGAAAAACUCGGCUGCUUUUUGGUACAACUUGCACAAGUCGGGAGAUGGAGAUUUGCUGACUCGACAUGCUGCCUGCCCAGUUCUGCUUGGCUCUAAAUGGGUUUCCAACAAGUGGAUUCACGAACGAGGGCAAGAGUUUAGAAAGAAAUGCGGUGUCAGUCCUUUUGAACCGAAUUUGGUUCAAAAAACAAACUGA
Rhagoletis zephyria (snowberry fruit fly) is the source of this 2129-nucleotide messenger RNA. Lineage: Eukaryota; Metazoa; Arthropoda; Insecta; Diptera; Tephritidae. The record is from RefSeq and is a predicted model, not a curated record.